This is a messenger RNA of Thamnophis sirtalis, 462 nucleotides long. Lineage: Eukaryota; Metazoa; Chordata; Lepidosauria; Squamata; Natricidae. The record is from RefSeq and is a predicted model, not a curated record.
AUGAACAUGAAUAUGGACAAACUCCAGGAGAUACUGGAGGAUGAGGUGGGGGCCUGGAAUCUCAAGGCUUUUGAAAGAAGGCUAACUGAAUACAUAGCUUGUUUACAACCAGCUACUGGACGCUGGAGAAUAAUUCUUAUAGUGGUAUCAGUCUGUACAGCCACUGGUGCUUGGAACUGGUUAAUAGAUCCCGAAACGCAGAAGGUGUCCUUUUUCACGUCUCUAUGGAAUCAUCCAUUCUUCACCAUUAGCUGUAUUACAUUAAUUGGAUUAUUUUUUGCUGGGAUACAUAAAAGAGUAGUGGCGCCCUCAAUGUAUCCUUUUCCAAGGGUUUUAUGCAGGUACCAGGUGCGAAUGUGUGCAAUACAUAACUAUUUAAUAUGUCUCAACUUACAACAGUUUGUUUAAUAACCAAAGUUUCAAACGCACUGAAAAAAAUGAUCUCUGACCGUGUUUCACAGU